AUGGUAACUGUUGAAGACCAGAUGAACAUAACAAUGCAGCAGUCACCACCCUAUAUGCGGGCGCCCAGAAAAAUAACUACCCAUGAGGUUCAAUGGUAUCUUGAUGAGAACAAGAAGCUGAUUGUAGCAAUAAUGGAAAAUAUGAAACUUGGGAAAAUUGAUAAAUGUGCCGAGUACCAAGAGAAAAUUCAACAGAAUUUAAUGUAUUUAGCUACAAUUGCUGAUUUGCAGCAUUCACAAACACUAAUCAUGCCUCCACAGAUGAUUCCACCACCCUCUAGGAUGCAACCAGAAUACUAUAUGCAACAUCCUCAGGGUGUAGCAAUGGUUCAGCAACAAGGGAUUUUCCCUCCAAAUAUGCAAUUGCAAUUUGGUAAUCCACAACAACAACUACACCAGCACGCCAUUCAAGGGCAGAUAACAAGGAUAGGUAAUGGAACGUAUCCCAUGCAUAGUGAGAAUGUUCUUGAAGGUGGCCAUAGUGGUGGCUCAACUUCAACUGCAAGUCCAAAUAAUGCAUGUGGUGGAAGCAUGCAAGGAACUUCUGAAGAUGGAGAUGGUUAG
Molecule: messenger RNA, 564 nt
Organism: Glycine soja
Lineage: Eukaryota; Viridiplantae; Streptophyta; Magnoliopsida; Fabales; Fabaceae
Product: GRF1-interacting factor 3-like
Exons: 5
Coding region: 1-564 (187 amino acids)
Biological process (GO): positive regulation of transcription by RNA polymerase II
Cellular component (GO): nucleus
Molecular function (GO): transcription coactivator activity
Source: RefSeq, a predicted model, not a curated record